Molecule: messenger RNA, 1692 nt
Organism: Cynoglossus semilaevis (tongue sole)
Lineage: Eukaryota; Metazoa; Chordata; Actinopteri; Pleuronectiformes; Cynoglossidae
Gene: psmd12
Product: proteasome 26S subunit, non-ATPase 12
Exons: 11
Coding region: 110-1480 (456 amino acids)
Cellular component (GO): cytoplasm; proteasome regulatory particle, lid subcomplex
Source: RefSeq, a predicted model, not a curated record
CCUCUCAUUGGUCCCUUUUCCAUUUCACUGACAGACAACCAAACGCUGAAACGGUUCGAGCUUUGGAAAGAAAAUCUCCGCGUAUUUUCCUUACAGCAAAGUCGGCAAAAUGGCUGAGGAGCAAACAGAAAGAUCCGAUGGCAAAAUUGUUAAGAUGGAGAUGGACUACAGUUCAACUGUAGACCAGCGUCUCCCAGAAUGCGAGAAGAUGUCUAAAGAAGGAAAGUUACAGGAGGCCAUUGAGAGUUUGCUGUCAUUGGAGAAGCAAACGAGAACCGCAUCAGACAUGAUGUCUACUUCCAGAAUACUUGUGGCUGUGGUUCAGAUGUGCUAUGAAGCUAAGGACUGGGAUGCCUUAAAUGAGAACAUCAUGUUACUAACAAAAAGGAGAAGUCAGCUUAAACAAGCUGUUGCCAAGAUGGUACAAGAAUGUUACAAGUAUGUGGAUAGUGUAACUGAUCUUACCAUCAAACUGAGACUCAUAGACACUCUUCGCACAGUGACUGCUGGCAAGAUCUAUGUAGAGAUUGAACGAGCCAGAUUGACAAAGACCUUGGCUGGUAUCAAGGAGCAGAACGGAGAGGUGAAAGAGGCUGCUUUCAUUCUUCAGGAACUGCAGGUGGAGACGUAUGGCUCCAUGGAGAAAAAGGAGAAGGUAGAGUUCAUCUUGGAACAGAUGAGGCUUUGCAUUGCUGUUAAAGACUACAUCCGGACUCAAAUCAUCAGCAAGAAAAUAAAUACAAAGUUCUUCCAAGAGGAAGGAACUGAGGAGUCAAAACUCAAGUAUUACAACCUGAUGAUUCAGGUGGACCAGCAUGAAGGCUCCUAUCUCUCCAUUUGUAAACACUAUCGUGCAAUUUAUGAUACUCCCUGCAUUUUAGAGGACAGCAGCAAGUGGCAACAGGCGCUCAAGAGUGUGGUGUUGUAUGUGAUUCUCUCACCUUACAAUAACGAGCAGUCAGACCUUGUGCACAGGAUCAGUGCAGAUAAGAAACUUGAGGAAAUUCCCAAAUACAAGGACCUUCUGAAGCAGUUUACUACAAUGGAGCUGAUGCGCUGGGCUUCUCUUGUGGAGGAUUAUGGAAAGGACUUGAGAGAGGGUUCUUCUGACAGCCCUGCCACAGAUGUCUUCUCUUAUUCAGAGGAGGGGGAGAAAAGGUGGAAGGACCUGAAGAACAGAGUUGUGGAGCAUAACAUUAGAAUAAUGGCCAAAUAUUACACCAGAAUUACAAUGAAGAGGAUGGCUGGACUGCUGGACCUCUCAGUUGAUGAAUCUGAGGAGUUCCUCUCAAGCCUAGUUGUAAACAAGACCAUCUAUGCCAAGGUUGACCGUCUGGCUGGCAUCAUCAACUUUCAGAAGCCAAAAGACCCCAAUGACUUACUCAAUGACUGGUCACACAAACUCAACUCUCUCAUGUCUCUGGUCAACAAGACCACCCAUCUCAUUGCCAAGGAGGAGAUGAUCCACAACCUCCAGUGAAUGAGCUACUUUUUUGUUGGUUUUCUUUCAUUUUACUUGUUUUCCUUUUGUGGGAAUGUUGUGGAUGUAAGAUAAUCUGAUGAACUAUUGGUGCUGUCUUAGUCCAGUGUAAAUUAUUGGAGAAGAAUCAAGCAGCAUUUGCAAGCCGCCCCCAACGUUCUUUAUUUUGUAAUGCCUGGUAAAAUAUGACAAUAAACACAUAAGCACCUGUC